Molecule: messenger RNA, 1782 nt
Organism: Colletotrichum phormii
Lineage: Eukaryota; Fungi; Ascomycota; Sordariomycetes; Glomerellales; Glomerellaceae
Product: peptidase family M20/M25/M40
Exons: 3
Coding region: 1-1782 (593 amino acids)
Cellular component (GO): fungal-type vacuole lumen
Molecular function (GO): metallocarboxypeptidase activity
Source: RefSeq, a predicted model, not a curated record
AUGCGCACUCAACUCCUCCUAACCCUCCUCUCCGCCAACCUCGCAACCUCCUCCUCCCCAUUCUACACCGAGCCCCAAUACCCCUUCAUCGAGACCGAGGACGUCCCCGAUCCCAUCGCCGGCACUGGCACCGGCUCCGGUCCCAACAAUGCAGCCUCCUCCUUUAAAUGCGACCUACCGCCCCCCGUAGCCCCCUCCGAUGGCCUCCCCUCCGCCCGCGACCUCUUCACCUCCAAAGCCGCCGUCCAAAAACAAGUCGAGCGGCACACAGCCCUCGUCCGCGUCCCGUCAAUCUGCUACGACGACCUAGGUGACUUUGACAAGGACGAGCGCUGGAACGUGUUUUACGAACUUCAUGACGUGUUGAAGAAGACGUACCCCGUCUUCCACGCCCGCUCAACCCUCCAAAAAGUAAACACCUUCGGCCUAGUCUACACCCUCCCCGGCUCCAACCCCUCCCUCAAACCCCUCCUCCUCGCAGCCCACCAAGACGUCGUCCCCGUAGCCGACGCCGCCACCUGGACAUACCCGCCCUUCUCCGCCCACUACGACGGCGAAUGGAUGUGGGGCCGCGGCGUCUCGGACGACAAGAACUCCUUCACGGCCCUCCUCUCCGCCCUCGAGACUCUCUUGUCUUUCAAGGACACUGACGGCUCCGGCAACUACGCCUGGACGCCAACCCGCACCAUCAUCCUCGCCUCCGGCUUCGACGAAGAGUGCUCCGGCGCCCGCGGCGCAGGCCACAUCGCAACGCACCUCCAACAGACAUGGGGCAACGACAGCAUGGCCCUCGUCCUCGACGAAGGCGGCAUGGGCCUCCAACAACUCGACUCCGGCACGCUCUACGCCCUGCCAGCCGUCAUGGAAAAAGGCCACGUCGACAUCUGGAUCAAUCUCCACGUAACAGGAGGCCACUCCUCCGUCCCCUUCCCCCACACCGGCAUCGGCAUCGUCUCCGAAAUGGUCGUCGCCCUCGAAUCGAACCCCUACGCCCCGCAACUCACAACCUCCUCCCCCUUGUACGAGCACAUGGUCUGCCAGGCGCGCUACUCGCCCCUCGCCCAGCCCAAAAUCACACAGCUCCUGGAGGAGGGCGACCUCGACGCCCUCGCGGCGGAGCUCAUCUCCAUCGAUAGGCCGACGCACUACCGCCUCCAAACCUCGCAGAGCGUAGAUUACUUCCAAGCCGGCCAAAAGAUCAACGCCAUGCCGGAAAAGAUCAGAGUCGGCGUAAACUACCGCGUCGCGCCGCAGAACAGCAUCCCCAAGAUCCAGCACAAUGUCGUAAAGUACAUUAGCAGCAUCGCCGAAAAGUACGGCAUCAAGAUCAAGGCGUUCGAGGGCGACGAGGAGUACGCAAAGUACGCUGCGCUGCACGCGUCAAAGGACGUUGGGUCGACGAAGAAGCUCGAGGAUGGCGUGAAGCCCCUGUACGACGUCGACUACAACGGCACGUUGUUCCUCAGCCGCACCCAGGCGACGCUGCCUGCGCCCAUCUCGCCUACCACGGGCCCGAUCUGGGACCUCUUCUCGGGAACGCUGCAGUCCAGCUUCCAGUUUGAUGGUGGCAAAGUCGUGCCUGUGGGCGAGCUGAUGACGGGAAACACCGACACGAGGCACUACCUGAGUCUUACACGUAAUGUCUACCGUUUCGUGCCCAUCCGCAAUGGGUACACCAUCAAUGCCCACACCAUCGAUGAGAGGAUCAAAUUCGACGCGCACAUGGAGAUACUGAGAUUCUACUACGAUCUCAUUCGCAACUUUGAUGCCGCGGACGUCUAG